This is a messenger RNA of Colletotrichum scovillei, 887 nucleotides long. RefSeq lists its product as uncharacterized. The record is from RefSeq and is a predicted model, not a curated record. The transcript has a single exon. Gene Ontology annotation, molecular function: hydrolase activity. Bases 90 to 887 code for a protein of 265 amino acids. NCBI's taxonomy places the organism in Eukaryota, Fungi, Ascomycota, Sordariomycetes, Glomerellales, Glomerellaceae.
GUGGCCAGGCAGCAAGACAGAUCAAAACCAGUACUGCAAGAUCUCCCUCAGUUGUCCUGUCUCGCCCAGAAAGACAAGCCUCUGGGCCCAUGGCCAUGAACGGGGGAUCGUCGGGCCUCGUACAAUUCCUCUCGGAUCUGCAUCUCGAAGCCAGCAAAGACUACUCGACCUUUGACUUUCCCGUCACGGCACCCUAUCUCUUACUUUCUGGCGAUGUCGGUAGUCUAUCUGAAUACGACAGCUAUCUCGGGUUCAUCCGGCGUCAGACGGAUCGGUACGAGGGUGUUUUACUAGUUCUUGGCAAUCACGAGUUUCAUGGCCUCACGUACGGCGGGGCACUCGCAGAGGCGGCAAGGCUUGAAGCAGAGCCGUCGUUGAGAGGAAGGUUGCAUAUGCUCCACCGCCGCGGGUUUGAUAUCCCCGGUUCCAACGUGAGCAUCCUGGGAUGCACCCUAUGGACGAUGGUCCCUGAAGAGGCGGGAGGUGCGGUUGUGGAAAGGGUCAAGGAUUUCCGGCACAUUGAGGGAUGGAGUCUUGGGGCACACUGCGCGGCUCACAAGGCGGACUUGGGUUGGUUGAAGAGGGAGAUGCGGGAAGCGGUGACGCGUGGGAGAGAGGUUGUUGUUGCUACUCACCAUGCGCCUUCGCUUGAGGGGACGUCGGAGCCUAGGUUUGAAGGGAGCCCUUGGUCUUCGGCUUUCGCGACGGGUGUGUUGGAGGAAGUAGGGGAUUCUGCUCGGGUAAUUUGUUGGGUGUUUGGGCACACACACUUUUCGACAGAUACGGUGGUGAAGGGCAUUAGGAUUGUGAGCAACCAGAGGGGGUAUGUUGGGUCUGGGAGAGUUGCGAAGGAGGGGUUUGAUCCUGCCAAAGUAUUGUCUUAUUAG